GUCGCUGUUUUCUAUGUUCAACAACUUUGCUCCGUCAAAUUCAGUCAAAUUUGACGAAAUCGUAAAUAUGACGGACGAUAAGAUUGGUUCGCUCGAAGAAGAAGCUUUAAAAAGGAAAGAGCGUUUGCAAGCUCUUAAGAAAAAAAAUGAUGAUAUCAAAGAGAACAAGAUCGAAGAAACGGCAACGUUACCUAAACCAAAAUUUCGAAGUUACAAACCACAGGACGACAAUCUAAAGGACAAUGUCGUAGAGGAAGCGAAGGUUGGAGAUGUUGAGGCAGAAGUUCAAGAUCAGCUAAGUGCUGCUAAUACAAAAGUCGUUAUUGAAGAACUUGAUAUAAGUAAUUUAGCACCUCGUAAGCCAGACUGGGAUUUGAAGAGAGAUGUUGCGAAGAAGCUUGAGAAACUGGAAAGGAGGACGCAAAAAGCUAUUGGAGAACUCAUUAGAGAACGUCUAAAACAGGGUCAGCAUAACCUUGCAUCUGUUGUUAACAUGGCCCCUGGAGUUCAACCUGAUACAUCUGUAAAGGACUAAUGUCAACAAUAGAUUGUAGGAUAACAUGUAUUUUUCCAUAUGAGAGCUAAGAUUGUUUGUGAAUGUAUAACGUGAUUUAAUAUCAUUUUGAUUAUUUAUCAUUUCGUUUGUGCACACUGUACAACAAAUUGUAAAUAUUCUAUAUACAUAAAUAUAUUGAUACAUUUUUAUAACA
Messenger RNA from Cephus cinctus (wheat stem sawfly), 710 nucleotides. RefSeq names its product coiled-coil domain-containing protein 12. NCBI's taxonomy places the organism in Eukaryota, Metazoa, Arthropoda, Insecta, Hymenoptera, Cephidae. Gene Ontology annotation, cellular component: U2-type spliceosomal complex; post-mRNA release spliceosomal complex. The coding region runs from base 14 to 535 and encodes 173 amino acids. The record is from RefSeq and is a predicted model, not a curated record. The transcript is spliced from 3 exons.